Rangifer tarandus platyrhynchus (Svalbard reindeer) is the source of this 366-nucleotide messenger RNA. Lineage: Eukaryota; Metazoa; Chordata; Mammalia; Artiodactyla; Cervidae. The record is from the annotation of a GenBank genome assembly.
AUGAACCCAAAAAUCAGCCUUCAAGAUGGGAGGCUCCAAAUGGAAGCCCUGGAAGCCCUUUGUUCUCAGCUCUCCUGCUCCCCCAACCUGGAGAGGGGGCAGGGCCUUCCAGGAGAAACACCAGGGGAUGCCUUCACCCUGGGCCUCUGGAAUCAGGGGACACCUGCACCCCAGGUGUCAGGGAUGAGGGGACACCUGCACCCCCAGCCUCUGGGAUCAGGGGGCGCCUGCACCCCAGGCCUCUGGGAUCAGGGGACACCUGCAUCUCGGGUGUCAGGGAUCAGGGGACACCUGCAUCCCAGGUGUCAGGGAUCAGGGGACACCUACACACCGGGUGUCAGGGAUCAGGGGAGACCUGCACCCUGA